This is a messenger RNA of [Torrubiella] hemipterigena, 2012 nucleotides long. NCBI's taxonomy places the organism in Eukaryota, Fungi, Ascomycota, Sordariomycetes, Hypocreales, Clavicipitaceae. The record is from the annotation of a GenBank genome assembly.
CCCAAGGCAGGAGCGACCUGCCUGAUUGAGCCACAGCCCUGUCGGCCAACUUUCUGCAACCCCACGACAACCUUCACCUUUGGGCAAUGAUACACACACAGCGCGAGUCGUAUCCAAUGUCUGCCCAGACCUACACAGCCCACUUCGGCGUAAAACAUGCCACUUACCCAAUCCAGUGUCUUAGCCCACUGAUUCCCCAUGGGCACGCCGUUUCUCACGCCUGCCACUGCCAGUAUAUUUUAUAACAGAGGGUGCCCACUCCUCUCUCUCCGCUCACAAUGCUCUAUUAUUGCAGAUAACAUAGUCACUCUUUGAAAAUGAAGAGCACAGCCUUGUUCUCAGUGUACGGCCUCAUCGCCGCCGUCUCUGCGAUAUCGCCUCCCCGCCAGCGACGCGAUGUCCAGCCCAGAGACCCUGGCAGCCCUGGAGAAGGCACCAUUGCGUACUUUGAUCAACUCAUUGAUCAUAGCAACCCAAGCCUAGGCACCUUUAAGCAGGAAUACUGGUACAGCACUAUGUACUAUGACGGCCCUGGUGCCCCUAUUGUCUUUGAAGCUCCCGGCGAGUCAACUAUUGGCCCGGAUGAUAUUGACCUAUCCAACAAUACCAUGACUGGACUGAUUGCGCAAAACGUCCGCGGCGCCAGUAUCACCCUCCAGCACAGAUACUGGGGCGAAGCCAUCCCUAUCCCCGGCAACUUUACCGCCGAGACUCUACAGUAUCUCAACUUGAACCAGUCCAUCGAGGACAUAGUCUACUUUGCCCGCAACGUCAAGCUCGACUUUGACCCUGAGGGCAAGUCCAAGUAUGACGUUGCUCCUUGGUUGCUUACCGGCUGCUCCUAUCCAGGUGCUCUCUCCGCAUGGACUAACGCACUCUCGCCUGACACCUUCUGGGCAUAUCACUCUAGCAGUGCUCCUGUCCAAAUCAAGGCUAGUCUCUGGGAGUACUAUGAGAUUAUCGAGAAAGCAAUUCCUCGCAAUUGCAGUGCCGAUAUGUCGCGAGUCAUCGCCCAUGCGGAUGGAAUCAUUGCCAAUGGAACCGAGUCUGACAAGAUCAGCUUGAAAAAGUCUCUGAGCCUGCCCACAAACUGGUCAGACACUGAGGUUGUGUCCGCCCUCAGCUUUGCCGUCACAGCCUGGCAGGGCAACCAGUUCUACAAGAAUUCUUCCAUCACUCCUCUCUGUGAGUCGGUAGAGAACCAAUGGCCGGGUAGUGGUGUUUCCAAGCCAGGACCUGAGGGUGUCGGCUUGGAGCUUGCCACCAAGGGUCUGGCUAGGUUCUGGGCAAAGGAAUUCGCCAAGGGCAACGAUGUCGCCGAUCCCGAUGAUACAGCCACGGACGGCUGGAACUGGUAUCUGUGCAAUGAACCCUUUGAGGCCUGGCAGGUUUGGGAGCCUAAGCAUCCUAUCGGGCUUGUUUCCAAGCACCUCACUCGAAGCGACAUGAUUAGACGUCGCUGUGAGGAAAUGUACCCCGAUGUUGGUCCCUACAAGUACGGUCUGAAGAACGGUCGCAACGUAGAGCAGAUCAACGCCCUCACUGGCGGCUGGAACCACGUCAACACGACUCAUCUGGUUUGGGUCAAUGGGGAGUUCGACCCUUGGAGACCCGUUUCUGUCUCUUCCGAGAGCCGUCCUGGCGGUCCUCUGCAGAGCACAGAGCAGGCUCCUGUCUUUCUCAUCCCUGGCGCUGCACACUGCAACGACUACCGUACCAAGAACAAGUUUGCCAAUGAAGGUGCCCGCAAAGCCAUCGAUGGCGUUGUUGACAACAUGAAGAAGUGGGUAAAGGAGUUUUACGAUCAGAAGGCCCAGAAGCCUCCCAAGGGCAGCAACUGUCGUCCUCGUCCUCGCCGCACCGCCGCCAACUGAAUGGAGAUGCGUUGAGGAUGAAGACCCAGUCGGCGAAUAGUAGACAGACAAAGCUCCGCCUAAGACCAUAUAGACUUGAAGCAUCAUUAAUGUACAUAUAAUUAAAUUAUAAACUCAUGAUCCGCUCUGCUCACAAAU